AUGAUUGGAUUUUCUUUGGUCGGAACGAUGGAGAAUUGGGGACUAAUUACUUUUAGGGAAGCUUCUCUCUUGUACGAUCACACGAUUUAUCCUCUUAGGUCCAAGUAUGUGGUAGCGACGACGGUAGCACACGAAGUUGCCCAUCAGUGGUUCGGAGAUCUUGUAACAAUGAAGUGGUGGGACGAGGUAUGGUUGAAUGAAGGUUUAGCAACAUAUCUGCAAUACAUUUCAUUGGAGGAAAUAACGAGAGGCGUAAACAAACUGAAAGAUCACUUCGCCACUGAAGUAAUGGAAAUAGCAUUCACGUUGGAUAGGCCUGCCCUGCGAUCACUUAGCUUGAAGGUUGAGCGUCCGGAGGAUAUCGCAGGAACGAUUCUCCCUAUAGUGUAUUUCAAAGGAGCAGCCUUCAUCGCCAUGGUUGCUGAGCUGUUGGGCGAGGAUUUUUUCCGUUAUGGAAUACAGAAUAGUUUUUCUGAGGUUUACUCGUCAAGUGCAGUGUAA
Molecule: messenger RNA, 501 nt
Organism: Haemonchus placei
Lineage: Eukaryota; Metazoa; Nematoda; Chromadorea; Rhabditida; Trichostrongylidae
Source: the annotation of a GenBank genome assembly